This is a messenger RNA of Rubroshorea leprosula, 2584 nucleotides long. NCBI's taxonomy places the organism in Eukaryota, Viridiplantae, Streptophyta, Magnoliopsida, Malvales, Dipterocarpaceae. The record is from the annotation of a GenBank genome assembly.
AAGAAAUCAAUUAUUAUUCCAACUCUUUUAAGAGAAAACAUGGGGUUCUCACUAAAGCUCUGUCCAUUGGUCUUCCUGCUUUUGUUUUUCCUUGCUUUUUCAUUCUCUUCAUCGUCAUCUUCUUCUUCAGCAACACAGCUCUGUUCUCAUGAGCAUGCCACAUUUUUGUUGCAAUUCAGUAGUGCUUUUUCCAUCAAUAAGAGUGCUUCUGAGUGUGAAUAUUUUUCUAGUGUCAAAUCUUACUCUAAGACACUGUCAUGGAAGGAGGGUACAGAUUGUUGCUUCUGGGACGGGAUCACAUGUGACAAUAUCACAGGUAAUGUAAUUGAUCUUGAUCUCAGCUGCAGCAAUCUUUAUGGCUCCUUCCCUUCCAACAGCAGCCUUUUUCUCAUCAAAAGCUUGGAAAGCCUCAAUCUUUCCAACAAUGAUUUUAACCUUUCCAAGAUUCCAAGAGAAAUUGGUCAGUUUGUGAGCUUAAAACACCUUGACCUUUCUUAUUCUUUGUUCUCAGGACAAUUUCCGAACGAGAUCACCCACCUUUCUAAGUUAGUUUCACUUAAUCUCUCUAAUUUUGAGUUGAAACUUGAAGAAGCAACUUUCAAGAGUCUUGCUCAAAACUUAAGUGAGAUAAGAGAACUUAUCCUUAGUGAAGUGAACUUGUCAUCUUUGAAUCCUCGUUACGUAAUGAAUCUUUCUUCUUCUUUGAUAGAUCUUGAUCUCUCUUCUUCUGACUUAGAAGGAAAAUUUCCACACAACAUUCUCCAGUUUCCCAAUCUUAAGUCUCUUACACUAGGUGGAAGUGAACAACUUACCAUUAGUCUUCCAAAGUCUAAUUUGAGUAGUCCUCUUGAAUUCUUGGAUCUAGAAUACAUGCGUUGCUCAGAACUUUUUCACUCAAUAAGCGACUUGAAGUCAUUGAAAGUUUUAAUUCUAGAGUGCAACUUGGAAGGUUCCAUUCCAUCUUCAAUAGGGAACUUAUCACAGCUUAGUAUGGUCGACCUUUCAUCGAACAAUUUGAGUGGGAAUGACACUUUGGAAUAUCUAAAUCUUUCUCACAACUUUUUGAUGGCUUUAGAGCAAAUCCCUUGGAGGAACAUUAGAACUCUUGACAUCCGAUCCAAUAUGCUUCAAGGAGUAUUUCCAGUUCCACCAAUCAAAAUGAUCUUCCUUUUAAUCUCAACCAAUAACUUGUCUGGGGAGAUUUCUUCUGAACUUUGCAAAGCUAAUUCCCUUGAAAUUCUCGACUUCUCACACAACAACUUAAGUGGGAUGAUUCCGAAUUGUCUUCCUAAAUUGAGCAAAAGUCUUUUUGUAUUGAAUAUGCAAGCGAAUAGGUUUCAUGGAAAUAUGCCAUCAAUGUUUCCAAAAGGAUGUAGAAUACAAAAUUUCAAUUUGCAUGGAAAUCAAAUGGAAGGCCUAUUACCUAGAUCCUUGGUGAAUUGUAGGAUGUUGGAGGUUCUAGACAUCGGCAACAACAACAUAAAGGACACAUUCCCCUACUGGUUGGAAUCACUUCCCAAGCUACAAGUGCUUGUUCUAAGGUCAAACAAAUUUCAUGGUUUUGUGCACAACACCAAAGCAAAUUCAUCUUUCCCCAAGUUACGGGUUUUGGACCUAUCUAACAAUAAUUUUGUUGGUCCUUUGCCUGUGCACUACAUUGAAAAUCUCAAAGCUAUGGUAAAUGCUCAGGAAGAUGGCAAGAACUCCGCACAAUACAUGGGGGGAAGAUUUUCAUAUGAAUAUUCAAUAAUGGUGACAAUGAAAGGACUUUUCAUUGAACUUGAAAAAGUUUUGACCAUAUUUUCAAGCUUUGAUCUCUCAAAAAACAAGUUUGUUGGAGAGAUACCAAAAGUUAUUGGAAAGCUUAGUUCCCUCAAAGGACUUAAUCUUUCUCAUAACAACCUUAAUGGUUCUAUCCCACAUUCACUUGGGAACUUGACCAAUCUCGAAUGGUUGGACCUAUCUUCCAAUGAGCUAGUUGGGGAAAUUCCACAAGAGUUGGUAUCUUUAACAUCACUUUCUGUUCUAGACCUUUCCAACAAUCAACUUGAUGGGUGUAUACCACAAGGCAAUCAAUUCAACACCUUUGAAAACAGUUCAUAUAAGGGAAACCCUAUGUUAUAUGGAUUUCCAUUAACAAAAUCUUGUGAUGGAAAUGGGAUGUUGCAACAACCACUCGGCUCCUUCCAUGGAAAAGUUCAUAAGUUAUGGGAAUUUGGUUGGAGAGUUGUGCUGCUAGGGUAUGUAUGUGGAUUGGUGUUUGGACUACUAAUGGGGUAUUUUGCCUUCCAAAUUGGAAAACCAAAAUGGUUUGUGACUUUGUUUGUUGGCCAACAUAAUCAAAAAGCAAGGAAUGUGAAGAAAGCUUGAACAUGUGCUCAAAGAACUUAAUUGCAGAUUUGUUGACUAAGACCUCAGUGUCUGCUAAAUGUUCCUGUUUUGAUUGAAUUGUGUUUUUUUAUGACAUGCAUAAUCUUUUCAUCUUCUCUGUGUACUUUGUAAUUCUUUAUCUCUGUUGGAAAAUAUGUUUAAAAGGUCAGCUCAAUGUAAUUACUGUUGAAUACAAUAAAUGUAAAAUUUCUGU